AUGUAUUGUUUUCCUUAUCCCUAUUAUUUUGAUUUGAUUAUAAAUACUGCAUCAAAUACAGGUAUUGUUUCAUUACAAACCUACAUCACGAUCAACGAUAUGGAUACAUCAACUCUUCUUCGAUCAUUAUCAUUAGGCGGAAGUGAAGAUGAUACUAAUCUGUCACCAGCAAUGUCAGAAGAAAAUACAUUUAAUAAUCAAUCUGAUCAAGCUUGUACGUCAACGUCUAAACGACGUUAUAAAAGAUCUGAUAGUUCCACUUCAAGUUCUUAUGUUGUUGAAUAUGGUCCCGUACGUAUUCGUCAUCGACGAACAUUAUCACAAACAUUAGCAACAGGUCGUCGAUCAAAAGAUGAUCCAAUUGAAGGUGACGAGGCUAUUAAACGUGAAUUACGACGUGCAAAAAAUCGUAUUGCAGCUCGUGAUUUAAAAAGAGCUCGAGAUCAAGUUGAAUUAAAUCUAGUUCAACAACUUAAAGAACUUGAACAACAAGAAGAAGAACUAGAAACUCAACAUAAACAAUUAGAAGAACGUAAAGCACAAUUAAAUCGAGCUGUAUACAAUGCAAGACAAGCUCCAUUAGUUUCAUUAAUUACUGAUAUAGACAUUCCUAUUUAUUUUAAACCACAAGAUCAACCUAAUCUUUUAUUUGAUCUUCAGUUAUUACUGGAAAAUAUUGAUGACCAAUAUUCAAAGCUGAACCAUUGA
Molecule: messenger RNA, 708 nt
Organism: Adineta steineri
Lineage: Eukaryota; Metazoa; Rotifera; Eurotatoria; Adinetida; Adinetidae
Source: the annotation of a GenBank genome assembly